Cotesia congregata is the source of this 1791-nucleotide messenger RNA. The record is from the annotation of a GenBank genome assembly. NCBI's taxonomy places the organism in Eukaryota, Metazoa, Arthropoda, Insecta, Hymenoptera, Braconidae.
AUGAUGCCUGAUACAAACUGUCGACUGUGUUGUGAAAAACUCGAUAAAAAUUACUCCAAUAUUUUCGACUGUCAAAAUGAAGGAUUAUCUUUGGGAGCUAAGAUCAUGAUUUGUUUAUCAAUUCCGAUACAUAAUAACGACAACCUGCCAGGAAAAAUUUGUAUACCUUGCACCGAUGAAAUAACUCGGUUUUACGAUUUUAGAAAUAAAUGUCAAAGUACGUAUUAUUCUUUAAUUCAAAAAUACAAAGAGAAUGUUAAGAAGCCUGUAGAUAGUAAAGUAAAUUUAAGCUUAACAAAAGACGAAGAAGUUCUGGACGAGUAUAUUAUCAACAGCCUAGAAGAGGAACCGGAAAUUAAUGAUGAUAAAACUAAAAGUGAUAAUCUAGAAAGUUUUGUAACGAGUCCAGAAAAUAUUAAAACUGGUGAGGAAAAAAAUUUAAGUAAAAAAUACAAGUGUUUUUACUGCGAAUUGUUGUUUGAUAGUUACCAAGGAGCUGUUGACCAUUGCAUUGAAUGUUUAGCGACUAAAAAAAUCACAAAUGGGAUUGAUGCUUUAAAUAAGGACCAGGAUGACAAAGAGACUGGUUCGGAUUAUGCAGAAGUAGAGUUUAUUGAAGACAUAGACUUUGAUGGUGAAGAAAAAAAUUAUUAUGAAGCUAAAGCUGAAGCUGAAGCUGAAGAAAAUGUUGCUGAGAUGAUUGAAAAUGAAAAAGAAGUAGAAGAUAAUUCAGAGAAUAAAUUUGAAGAUGAAGAUUACAUAUCAAGCGACGAACCUUAUGAAGACGAGAGUGAGAACCAAGACCCUAAAGAUUCUUCGCAGAAUAUUUUGCUUUCUAAAGCAGAAUUAAAUUCUGAAGUACGUCCAAAGAGGAGGUACUGUAAAAAGAAAAUUUAUCCUGAAAAUUAUCCCUGCCCUGAAUGCAAGAAACCUUUCUCGUCUCGUAGUUUAAUGCGAAGACACUUCAUGGUGCACACUGGAGAGCGCCCUCACAGGUGUGAGACUUGUGGGAGGCGUUUUUCCCAGCUGGGAGCUCUGAAUUUCCACAAGAAGCUCCACGAAGAUCCUCCUUACCGCUGUGACCGCUGCAGCAAGCCUUUCAUGAGGCCCAGCGACCUGGAAAAGCACUUGAGAACUCACACCGGGGAAAAACCUUACACUUGUCAAGUCUGUGGGAAAAAUUUCACCCAGCUGGUGGCUGUCCAGCAGCACGAGCGGGUCCAUACUGGUGACAAGCCUUUCCGGUGCAGGAUUUGUGGAAAAACUUUCUCGCAGAGCGCCAAUAAAUCCAAACAUGAAAAGAUCCAUCAGAAGGGACUCAAGCCUUUUAUCUGCGACCUCUGUGGGAGAAGUUUUUCGGAUAAUGAGGAGAUGGAAGAACACAAGGCUGGGCAUGGAGGAGAAAAAGUCCGCGAGUGCGAUUUUUGUGGGAUGAAGUUCAAAAAAUUCAGCGAAGUUAUUGAUCACGUCAGGCGGUACCAUACUUUUGAAAGACCUCACACUUGUGAUUUUUGUAAAAAAGCUUUUUAUUCGCUGUACAGUCUCAAGCAGCAUAUUAUGACUCACACUGGACAGAAGCCCUUUGCUUGCGCUGAAUGUCCGAGUAAAUUUACGCAAAAGGGCAAUUUACAAAAACACUUUUCGAGAAAACAUCCUGGGAAAGUUUUUAAGGAUAUUUGGAAUAAUAAGGACUCUGAUCUCAGUGGUCUCAGUGGUCUCAGUAGUCUAGAAGGAUUUGAAGAUUGCUCGGUAGAUAAUAAAUCUGAUGUUGAUGUAAAAAUAGAAAAUUGA